Bursaphelenchus okinawaensis is the source of this 4117-nucleotide messenger RNA. NCBI's taxonomy places the organism in Eukaryota, Metazoa, Nematoda, Chromadorea, Rhabditida, Aphelenchoididae. The record is from the annotation of a GenBank genome assembly.
AUGACUGUUGCUACAUACGGGAUGGUGAUUUGUGGUACCGACGAUUUACAUCACCGCUAUCGCGGCAGAAUAGAAAAGUAAGUUUCUAAAAUAAACUUAUUUUAUCGUAUUAUAUCCUUACAACAUCAUGUAUUUAAAAAUUAAAACUUUAGAGUAAAAUUUGGAGUCCCUAUUAGCGAGGCCUUCAGUCACGACAUACCUGCUACCUUAUUGGUAUUGCUUCUUAAAGUUAAUAAGGAAGGUCCACUGAAAAAAGAUAUAUGGCGAGCGCCGGGAAAUCAAGCUCAAGUUCGGAAACUGUCGCACAUAAUGCAGCACGGACGACUGGUCAACAUAUCGCAUAUCAGUGUGUAUACGGCUGCAAGUGUUAUAAAAAAGUUUUUAUCUAAACUGCCAGGUGGCGUGUUUGGCGCUGAAAACGAGCAACUUUUAUUUAGCAUGAUGCAGCAACCAGACUCAGAACAACAACGCCAAAUUUUUUGUCGUGCUAUUUCAUCACUUUCAAUUCCUUCUCAACAUUUAUUGGUGCUUCUCUUUGGAACGUUCCGAAUCAUAGCUGACUCUGCUGAAACGUUUAAUACGCGCAUGAGCUCUGACGCAAUUGGAAUUAGUGUAGCACCUUCACUGUUUCAUACCUGCAUACAUGAUGGCCAACGGGUAGAUUUUUAAUGCUUUAUCAAAAAUGUGUUUAUUUAUUGUGUUUAAAAUACCAGUUUUAAUUAUAUGUAAUUUAUAACUAUUUUAGGCAAAAUUGGAAGAUGUAAUGCGCUUUAAGUUAGCUUCCCAAGUGAUCUCAGUAAUAAUAAAAUCAUUUGGUUUUACUAAUUUGUUCCCUCGUGAAUGUUACGAAUUCUAUGCUAGAAUUACAGGCAGAACAUUGCAUGUUGGUGAUGACUGGAAUUUUACAUUCCAGUACCCAUCAAGUAAGUUGUUUUUUGUAAAUAAUAAAAUAGGUAUACAAAAUAGUCUUUGUAAUUUAAAUGGAAUAUGAGUUUAAAUGAAUCAAAUUAAAGCUUGGGCACCAUAAUAUAUCAUAUUAUGAAAAAAAAUAUUUUUUACUUUUGCAUUUGAAAACACAUUUUUAUAUAUUGAGACUUUAAAAUAUUGAUUUUUUUAUUUGUAAGUAGGUUUUUGCUGUUGGGUCCUGGAUGUAUUUGUAAUUGUAUAUUGUUUUGUUACCAAUUUGGACUUUAUUUAGCGUGAUAUUUAGUUAACAAGGAAAGUAUCCGACCUGCCCCGCUCUGAUUGACUGCAAACUUUUUAUAAAAAAAGAUCAAAGAUCUGCAGCUAACUACUAAAUCGCGCUUUUCAUGAAAUAUCGAUGGAGAUCAAAAAAUUACGUUUUGAAUUUUCCGCCAAAUUGGCAUUGUGUUUCAAGCUGAUAACAGAAUCUUUUUGAUAUAUUAAUAGAAUACCUUUAAAUAAACCUACAUUUUUUAAUUUGUAAACGUAGCUUGUCUGGACAGUUGAAAAAUUGCUUGAAACACAAUGCCAAAUUUGCUAAAUUGGCGAGAUACUCAAAUAAUUCAAAUUUUAAACUCAAAAGCGCGAUCUUAAAUUUUUUAUGGGUACUAUUGGUGGUACAAAGAAUUCGUAUAAAAAUUUUGAGCUGCUUCUGAACAGGGCAGAUAGGGUACUUUACCUGUAAGACUUUUUAAAGCAUGUACAAAAUUGGUUUAUUUUUUUGCGUAGUAUGUAGGUGUUUGUGUAAUAUUUAUAAUUCAAUUGUAGUUUUGUAGUUCUUAAUGUAUAUGUUUGCUUAAUUUGUGGUAUGGUUGUUGAUUUUUAGAUAGAACUAAUCCAACGACUCUGUCAACUAUGUUAUCUUCAAUAUCCGCCGCUGUAACAUCACGCUCAUAUUCUCUAGACACCUUAGAUCAUGAGCUAAUGACAACGAAGUUGGCUAGUACUUCAUUAAAAUCUACAAUACAACGUGGAGGUUCAUUAAAAACGACAGACAUAUUGAUAAACAAAGGUGUCGGAAACAACUACAACCCCUGGAAAAGUCACUCGUUUAAUACGGUAGCGUUACAUAGUAAAAUAAACCAGCCAAAAAGUUCUUUUUCAAGCCAGUUGGUAGAAAAAGACUUACGGCAGCCGUUGUCUCAAUGUAUGAACAAACCUUCAUGGCUGAAACAAAACCCUUCAAACAGCUCAACAACAAAACAAUUUGUACAACGACAACAAAGUAGUGGUUUGGUAUACGCAAAACGUGUUUUAGUUUCGGAAUCUCCACCCCAUGGACCACCCCCAAUACCCCCAGUACAAACGCAGUCGCAAAAAGGACAAUUAUCAGAAUCUGAAUUAAACAACUCAAACUCAUGCGAUUUUUAGCUUUAUAUAUAUUUUUUACUUCAUACACCAGUUUAUCUAUUUAGAAAUUAAAAAUUUGUGUGUUUGUUUUUUAUUUCUUAUUGAGAACUGUUGUAAUUAUAAUACAAUUUUAAUUUAUUACCUUAUUCACUGUUCAUGUGGUUUGCUUUAAAAUUGCUUUUUACUAGUUUUUGUAUGUUUCUACUGUUUAUUGUUUUGAUACUUUCUUUUUGGUUUAUUUGCAAAACUAAAAAAUGUUUUAAUUAUGUACCAUUUUUAAAAUAUAAAAUUAAAAUUUAAUUUGUAUAACAUCGCGUAAAAAUUAAUUUUUUUAAAUUACAAAAAAUCAACUUUUAUCAAUAAUUUUUUUACCAAAAGUAUAUUUAGGAACGUUCAGUCAACCAGAGAUUUAUCCGUCCCGCGAAGAUGAAAAAGAUGAUGAAGAAGAAGAAACAGACGAUCAACCUGGUCCAUCAGGACUUCAGAAAGCUACUGCACGAGAGCACCACACUGAUCCGGCAAUAACAGAAGCUGAAGUCACCGAUGUUGAAGAAGAAGACUUAUAUUCCGAAUGUUUACCGGCUUAUCAAAGUAUUCUGCAUUCAGCAAGAGGACGAGCUUCGUCUUCUGGAGGUAAAGUUGAGCUGAGCAUUAUUUUAAAAUUUUAAUUGUUAAUGAUUAAACAAAGAUACAAAAUUUAGGUCAACGAUGGAGUAAACAAGAACUUGGUUCAUUUGCGGAUCUAAAAGAACAACAACGGCUUUCAUAUUCUAUGGGUGAAGUAAUGCUUAGUCGACCUGACGAUGAGUAUGAAAUUGAGAGACGAAGGCUCUGUUUAACCACACUGCGGAGUGGCAAUGAUUCAGUAGAAAGUACUCGAUCCUUGACUUACCUUGAAUGGGUUCACGAAAAACAAACUAAACGUAUGCGAACGCGCUCAGAAUGGUUUUUGUCGCCUGUAAUGCCACAAAAAAACAACGGCAACUCAAAGUCAGUAGAGUUUAAGGCUAAUAAAUACAUUGUGGAAACGACUAUGACUAGAGACAUAUCGCCAAUGACUUUGAAAAUACCAGAAAUAGAAAUGAACCGACAAAGUUCAAAUGAAGAAAUGCGUACUGUCUCGUCAUUAACUUCAAGUCAAUCACCGAGUUCAAGCGUAGAGCAGCAACAGCCUUCCCCAAUGCCUAUAGAUUCUGGAACGGAAGAACAAUCAGAGAAAGAUGACACUGUUGUCCCAUUAAACAUUUCCUCUACUGGGGAAACAACACCACGUUUACCUUUUCAAAUGAUUCAACAUCAAAGCGGGGAUGAUGACGAUACACCCAUCGUAGCAACGCCACCAGCCCGGCAACACCCUCCUAUGUUUUUUGCUGGAGAACUAGAAACUGGUUUAAAAAUUAAGCCACAACAUUCAAGUUCGUCUUCGUCGUCGAAUCACUCACAGACUAGUGUUGUACACAGCAGUCCAACGCCUAAACGAAGCGGACUUAACCGAGUGAGCUCAAUGGGUGUUGUGCGACGAAAAUCAUGGCGUAAACAUUAUGUUCGACCAAAUAAGAGCCUGGACCAGGAAGGUUCACCCAAGGAAGUGAGUGAAAAUCGUGUUAAAAAUUUAUGAUUUUUUUAGCCUGAGCCAGGGCGAACAUCGCAGUCAACCCCAAUACGUUAUCCAUCUUCUAAUUCAGUUCGCCGCCCUUCAGAUCCAGAACAGGCUGAAACAUCUGUUUUAACCAGACGCAAAUCAUCAGGUUCUAAUUCUAAGGCAAAGGCUCCGAUUCAAACAAGAAAGUCAACGCAUCUUUAA